Molecule: messenger RNA, 507 nt
Organism: Moneuplotes crassus
Lineage: Eukaryota; Ciliophora; Spirotrichea; Euplotida; Euplotidae
Source: the annotation of a GenBank genome assembly
GGACAGGUAUUGAUCAACUUGAUAUCUAAUUCUCUCAAGUUCACUUUUGGUGGAUUAAUUUCAAUAAUGGUCGACUUCACCAGAGAACUUGAUGGCUCUCAGCUGCUUGAGUUUAGAGUCAAAGACACUGGCUCUGGAAUCAAACAAGAAGACCAAAGUAAAUUUUUCAAACUCUUUGGAAUGCUCGAAGAUACAAAUAAAGUCAACCCCAAUAGAUGUGGACUUGGGCUCACAGUCAGUAAGAAAUAUAUAGAAUUACUUGGAGGAUCUAUCACUGUUGACUCAGUUUAUGGAGAAGGCACAGAAAUGUUCUUCACCAUUGCAUCUAGAGAAAUCAAGCAAACUCAAGAAAACAAUCAGCUACAUCUUCUAAAUAUGUCUCAGGCUGAUCUAAGAGCGGCACCAAUCCUGCACUACUCUGACUACAGAGUCAACGAUGAGCAUUCCAUUGGGGAGGAUACAAUCAAUAAAUGCAAUUUGUUCACAAAUAAUGAGUCAAAGUUUUAA